This is a messenger RNA of Hibiscus syriacus, 1742 nucleotides long. Its product is annotated as putative UDP-glucuronate:xylan alpha-glucuronosyltransferase 4. The record is from RefSeq and is a predicted model, not a curated record. Gene Ontology annotation, biological process: xylan biosynthetic process. The transcript is spliced from 2 exons. Gene Ontology annotation, molecular function: glycosyltransferase activity. Lineage: Eukaryota; Viridiplantae; Streptophyta; Magnoliopsida; Malvales; Malvaceae. The coding region runs from base 1 to 1668 and encodes 555 amino acids.
AUGGCUUCCAAACCCUCCAUUAGCAGCAAAAAAGUUCCCACUCUCCAAUUAAUAUUUCUCUCUUUAUGCUUGAUUAUCUUAAUUUUAUUUUCCAGAUCAAAUUACCACAUUAUCGAUGCACUAACACUCGAUGCCGAACCGCCUGUACAGCUCAAAAAUCUCGAUCUUCUUCUUCAACAUGAGAUUCAGGGUAAGGAGAAGAUUAAAAUCGGUCUGGUUAACAUAAAUUCCAACGAAGAAAUCGAAUAUAAAUCGCCCGGUUCGAUCAUUAGCACCGUUCACGUCCCUUUCGAUAGUGUUCGCAGGGGAACAAAAUGGGAGGAUUUUUUCCCUGCUCAGAAUUCGAGCCAUCCAACGCCGUGUCCAGAGAUUCCGAUGCCGCCUCUGGAGGAUUAUGAUGACCUCGACGUCGUGGUGGCGAAGCUUCCGUGCAAAGGGAGGACCGGGAGAAGCGGGCCGAAGGAUGUGCUUAGGCUUCAAGUUAAUUUGGUGGUGGCCAAUGUAUUGGUGGCGAGCGGUUGGGUGAUGCCGGACAUUAAACGGGCGGUGUACGUGGUGUUCGUCGGUAGUUGUGAACCGGUGCCGGAGAUUUUUGUAUGCGAGGAUCUGUUGAGGAAAGUGGAUGACCAUUGGGUGUAUAAGCCUGAGUUGAGGAGGCUUAAACAAACGGUGCUAAUGCCUCGAGGCUCUUGCCAAAUUGCUCAGCCAUAUGGUGAAACAGGCAAAGAGGCAUGGAGAUAUUAUUCAGCUGAUCAUGAAAGGUUAAAGCUGCUAAAAUACAGUGCAUUCCAUCAAAGGGAAGCCUAUGCAACAAUACUUCACUCCUCCGAAGAUUAUGUUUGCGGUGCCAUUGCUUUAGCUCAAAGCAUUCUCCGAACCAACUCGACUUCGACUCGAGAUUUUGUGCUUCUUCAUGAUGAAAACAUAACCCCAAAGUCCUUAGAGGCCUUAAAAUCUGCUGGUUGGGAAACGAAGCAAAUAGAGCGAAUCCGAAGCCCCUUUGCUGAAAAAGAUUCUAACAAUGAAUGGAGUUAUAGUAAGCUUAGAGCAUGGAUGCUAACAUGGUAUGAUAAAGUGGUUUUCAUUGAUGCAGAUGUUCUAGUUUUCCAAAACAUAGAGUGGCUAUUUGUUUACCCUCAAUUAUCCGCUGCACCAAAUGAUGGCACUUUGUUCAAUUCCGGGUUAAUGGUGAUCGAGCCAUCGUUGUGUACGUUCAAAGAUCUGAUGGCUAAAAGAUCAGAGAUGGAUUCAUACAAUGGAAGUGUUGAGGGGUUUCUGAAUGAAGCCUUUACAUGGUGGCACAGGUUGCCUUCUGAUGUGAAUUUCCUCAAGGAUUUCAAAGGGCAAGAAAGCCCGAGUCGGGAGAUGAUCCCGGACAAAGUUUCAGCGAUACAUUAUCUUGGGUUGAAGCCAUGGAUGUGUUACAGGGACUAUGAUUGUAACUGGGAUAGGGAAGAAAUGCAGAGGUUUGCAAGCGAUAAAGCUCACGAGAAAUGGUGGCAAGUGUAUGAUGAAAUGCCAGAGACACUGCAACGGUAUUGUGGGCUAACUAAGCACACGAAUUCGAGAUUAAAGAAGUGGAGAUGGAUAGCUACGAGCCUUGAACAACCUGAUGAACACUGGAAGAUAGGAAUAAUAGAUACUCGACAGUACAAUCUUGGUCAUUGAAAAAGGGUAAGUGCUAGAUUUCUGAAGGGGAAAUCAAACAAAUUAUUUCUUCUUCUUUUCUCUAAUGCGUAAUA